Messenger RNA from Paramecium octaurelia, 7127 nucleotides. The record is from the annotation of a GenBank genome assembly. Lineage: Eukaryota; Ciliophora; Oligohymenophorea; Peniculida; Parameciidae.
AUGUUAUUUACAUUUUUGAUCUUAACUUAAGUUUACUCCUUGGAUAUUUGUAGGUAACUUAACACUUAUGAAACUUGCAUAGCGUCUAAAACUGAAUAUUGUAUAAUAAUUAGAUUUAGUUCAUUUAGGUAGAUGGUUUCCGCAUUAGCGAUAUUGCAGGAUAUCAAAUGAUCUAAUGUAGGGUUGCGAUUAAAAUCUCAGCGUUAAAUUGUGUACAAGGUAGAUAAGCACCCAUGUGGCUACGUAGGCUUUAUGCAUUUUCGAUUCAAUAUGUCACGAAAUCAAUGACAUUUCGAAGGCGAAAUGCAAUCAGAAUUUAAACAAAUAUGGAUGUAUGGGCAUAACAGAUCCACAUUAACUUUGUAAAUGGGAGGAUAGACAGUGCAAGUAUUUAUCUGCUGAGGAAAUUGGGAAUUUGAAUAGAAACUUCCCUAAUUUAAUUUUGAGUAUGUCUGUGUGUCCUCUGAUUACAGGAUACUUGGUAGCUCACAAAAAUGUCCUGGAUAGUCUGAUGUCUAGUGAUACUACAGAUUAUGGCUUAUUGAUAUAAUAGGAUGAUUUGUUGGAUGCGUCAAAAAGUUACGACGAAGGGGAUUUGCAAAAUAAUUACUUAAAUUCAUAAGGACAAUUCAUUUGGUACGUUCCUCAGAAAUAAUCUCAGUUCAAUCUAUUGAAUUUAUUAAUCAAUGACUAGAGCAGAGUGGGAUGCAUAGGUUUAGACAUUUCUGAUGAUUCCAUGUUUAGAACACUCUUCAAUAUUAAUGAUUAAAAAGUGAUCAAGGGUGUCAACUAGAUAUUUUGCUAAUACAUCAACAUCAAUCCAUACAGUGAUAUAAUGAGUGUUUUUGUUAAUAAUUAGUGUGAAAUCAUUGUUCCUGAAGAAGCCUAAUUACGAACAGAUCUGCAAUGUGAGAACUUGGGGAGAUAUGCUUGUUAGAUGAGUCCUAAGGAUCUGAAUUGUCAAGUGGUGGAACCUAUAAAUUAUUUUGAGAAAUCCUGUAUUCAAGUGAAGACUCAAUCAGCAAAUCUGGAUUGCAAACCAUUGAAUGGGAUUGCUACUCAUUAACAAUGCAGUCAAAGUUCACAAUAUUGUUUCCUCUACUUUAAUGGCAAAGAAGGCUAUUGCGAUGAAGGGUGUUACAACUUAAUAACGAAGAAUGAUUGUUUUAAGAAGUCAAACUGUUAUUGGAUUGAUGAGAAAUUGGAUUUCCUUGUAAAGUGCAGUCCAUUGCAAGGGUGUUCUUAACUGGGAUUGAGCAGAGUCUAUUGCUUGAAUCUGGCUCUUCCUUGUGUUUGGAUAGAUAACCAAUGCAAAUAUGGUGAUUUGAGAAUAUUGACUUGUUCUGAAGCCAACACAAAAUAUAGUUGUACUAAUGUGCAAAGGUAAGAUCAACAAUGCAUUUGGUAUAACAACAUGUGUAUUAAUACUAUCACUCAUUUGAUUUUCAAGAAUUAUGCUUAGUUGCCACAGACUCUAAUCAGAAAUAGAAAUUAAUGUCUCAUGCAAGACAAAGCGUUGUAUAGAUUUAUUGAAAAUACCAAGUAAUGCUAGAGAGAUUACAUCUUGGACACUCAAGAUCUAUCAAACAUCAACAGGCACUUCUGUUUGUCUUUACAAUUGAACUCACAAUGGGAUUACGAAUAAUAGAAGUGCUAAAUAGUUUAACCCCUUCUACAAUGUGAUAACAGGUUGAAUAUCAAUCCUAAAUUGUGUUCAUAUGUUUAGAAUUGCAUCUAUGAUGAAAUCAAAUAGAGUUGCACUCAAUUAACCGGUCAAAUAUCCUGCAAUACCGUUGGUUUAACCAAAGCACUUUGUAUCUCAAAUCUAAAUGAAUUUUGUGUAUGGAUCAAUAACUCUUGUCAAAAUAUUAAAAUAUUCGAUGAAUGUGUUCAACUGGCCAAUGUAUCACCAUAUUCAUGUUCAAUGAUCGACAUAGAACCAUGUUCCUAUAAUAAUGGAUAUUGCAUUUCCAACAUCAGCAACAACAAUUCCUGUUAAUAAUUCAUGAAUAAAGUCUAAUGUUAAAAACAGUAGAGUGAAUGCUAUUAUGAUUUGAUGGACUGCAAACCAAUUGACAAUCCCUCUUUGUAUUCAACAUUGAAUUGCAAAGGACUUACAUAAUCUGUUUGUGUUAAGAAUCAAAAAUAACCUUGUGUCUGGAAAGACAAUGAAUGCCAAUUUUAUAAAUUAAAUUAUUUUGAUGUUUGUGAUGACAUCGUAAAUCAAAAGGCUUGCCAACAAAAAAUACAGAAUGGUAAAUUAAACACCCAGCAUUUCUGCGAAUACAAUUUAACUUAAAUGAAGUGUUUACAAAACCUUACUCCCAUAACUGACUGUGGAUCAAACUUAAAAAUCAAUCUACAUAGGUGUGUCUCCUUCACUCAAUCAGAAUGCUAUUUCUAUAAUCAUUAAUGUCUGCCCCUCUCUACUGACACUACCUUUAAAAAAUUAUAAUUGAGUACCCUGAAAUGUUCAUAGGCAAACAUUAACAUCUGUAAUAAAAUCAACACUCCAGAUCAAAUAUGCAUUGUUCUAAAUCGAGGCACUUUUAGCACUUGUAUAGAUGUUUCUUAAAAUUAAAAAUAUUCCUCAUCCUUCUUAUGUGCAGACAUCAACACUAAUUUAAACGGAAGUCCUAGUAUUUGCAGUUUAGCAACAGAUAAUUGUUAUUAUGAUUCUGGAACUAAUAAAUGUGUAACUUAAACUGAUACGAAUGUUCUUUAUAAAUGCGAUGACAUCAUUAGUAAGUCCCUGUGUUUGAACCAGACUAAGUUUUAGUGCAUCUUCAUUUAGAAUAAAUGCAAAUAGUAUAAUAACUCAUAUAAUAACGUCGAUUGUCAAUUCAGAAAUAUAUAUAGUUGUGAAACCAGCGGAAAGAAUUGUGUUUGGGACUCAACCAAUAAAAUAUGUUAAGAUUCAAACAAUUAUUGCCCUGCUACAUAUAUCCAAAGUUACAAAGUAUGUUAAAAUGGAAGGGGAUUUUGUUUCAAUGGACUCAACGGAUGUGUCUUAUAAUAAUUAAAUAAAACUUUACCUUGCAACAUCGCCUUAAGUCAACAAUUGUGUGUCAACUAGAAUCACAUAUGUCUAUGGGUAAACAAUAAGUGCACCUCUUAUCCUGCUCACAUAAAAUAUUGUUACUAAUUGUAAACCUAAUAAGAGUGCAUCUCAAUUCAACAUCUCAGUUGUGUCUUCUAUAAUUCUUAAUGCUUAGAGGACAGCACCUUAAAAUAAUUAUCUGAUUAUUAUGAUGUUGAGUCCUAUUAAUAUUGUUAUAACAUGCAAAUGAAUGUUUAUUACAAUUCCUAGUAAUGCAUCUAGUUGUUAGGAGAUAUGCAGCAUCAAUAAUACGAUAUCAAUAAUACCUUUAAUAUGCAAUGCAGUCUAACUUCGAGCAUGAUCACUUGCAUCCAUUAACGAUCCUCAAAAUGCACCUUUACUCAAUCCAAGUGUAUAACAAGUUAAUUGACAUCCUGUGUCCAAUAGGAGGAUGUAUUUCAUUCUCCUUAAACUUGUUUAUCACUACCCAACUGUUUUUGGUAUUCCAACAAGGUAGGCUAAGGAUUUUGCUAUUAAAAUCAAUUGAGUUGUGACAAUAUCUUAUUAAAAUCCCUGUGUCUCAGCGACCUUGGAAUCAAUUGCAAAUAUGAGAGUAAUAAAUGCCAAAGUGCUGCCUUUACUGACUGCGAUCAGAUUGAAAAUGUCUAAGUGAAUUACAAAGUCUGUUAAUAAUUACAACCGAAUUGCUUCUAUGAUUUUCAAAAUAGUUUAUGCAAAAAGAUUGACAGAAAGGUAAUCGAAUGCGAAGCUGCAGUUAAUUUAUAUGAUUGUGUAUAUGCUUAUUAGAAGAACUGUUUAGUGCAAUAUAAUGCAGGUGCUUUUCAAUCCUGUCAAAGCAUAUCCUCCAACACCUAUAAUUUGAAUCAUAAUCUAAAUUCUUGUAUCCAAUUAAUGGAUAAUAAGUAUAUGUAUAAUUUAAAAACUUAUAAAUGUGAUGUUUUGACAGAUGAAGGACCAAUUGAAGGUUGUUCAAAUAUCAAUCAAAUUGCCUGUCAAUAAUUAACAACACAAUUUUAAUGCAUUUGGUAUAAUAAUGCUUGUUAAUCUUAUUAAUUACAAGAUGAUUUAUAAUGUACCCAAUUAAACCAAUAAGUUUGCUUAUUAUACACCUUAAAAUAAUGCAUAUGGUUGAAUAAUUAAUGCGUAGAGUUUAGCAGCCAGAGUGAUCCCAGUAUACUAUAUUCGUAGGGAUAUUGUUAAAUAAACUCGAAAUUCUGGGAUAGUUAGACCAAGUCUUGUUAUACAAAGAAUGCUGAUUUGGUGAUAGUUUCAUGUGAUAAUUUUGGAUUCGAUAAAUUAUCAUGUCUAAAUUAAAAUUAUAUAGAAUGCUAUUGGAAUCUGUCAAAAUGCACAAAAAUGAUCAAUAAAGUCAAUCUUACAUGUAACAACAUUUCAAACUAUAAUUGUGAUACCGCUUUUAAUUGUAAAUGGAAUCCGAGUGCUAAUGAAUGCCAGGAUAAUUCUGCUAAUAAUUUAUAGUGUUCUGAUUACACCUUUCGUAGUUGUAUAGAGAUCAGCAACAAAAAUUGCUUGUUUAAUUAAGCAUCAAAUUAAUGUUAAGAGAUACCAUUAACUUCGAUAGUCUUAUAAAAUUGCAAUGAAAACUUGAGUUUUCAAUUAUGCAGACUGGUUAAAAAUUAGAUAUGUACUAUUUACGAUCAGGUGUGUCAAGAAUGGACUCCGCGAUUAUUUGAUUGUUUGUACAUCUAAAAUCAAUACGGUUGCAUGUAUGCUCCAAUGGCUUGUUAAUGGUUGAAUUAACAAUGCUAACAUAUUGUCAUUACAAAUAAGGCAUUAUGUAAAGACUUACCGAAGUCAUAUAAUAAGAUGAGUUGUUAGACAUAGAGCAUUGAUGAUUGUGAAUUCAAUGAUGUUUUACUGUAGUGUUCUUAGAAGAUAACAAGUAUGGAGGACAUAGCUAAUAUUCAGAUAGGGAAUAUGUUGGACACAAAUCUUUAUUUGUGUGAGGACCAAUUGAAUUAUAGUGAUUGUAUAGGCAACUUUAAGUAGUAGUGUUAAUGGUUGAACAAUGCUUGUGUUCAAAGUGAUUUGGCUUAAUGUCUAAAUCAGAGCUACUUGAGCUGUUUGAACAAUAAAGCAAAUUGUAAAUGGAGAAAUUAGAGAUGCUACCAGUUUGACAAUAACGAAAACAUAGAGGAUAUUCCAACACUUAUUAGUCCUACAGUUUGUGGGAUAUUCAUUAGUGACAAGAAGGUCAAAUAUUCUUCAACUCUUUUCUCCUGUGUUCUUAGUGAUUCAGAAACUGAUGAUUGUGAUACAAUUGGUCUUAAUGAUAAUGCUUGUUAUAACAUCAAGAAAUCUAAAUGUCAAUUUACAAAUAAUCGUUGCUCAUUUUAUUCAUUGAAUGUCCAGUAUUCGAAUUGCGCAUAAUAUAAGAAUGUCAAUCCAAAAGUGUGUUCAUCUCUAUAGAUUUCUUGCAAAUAUAAUGAAUCGUUGUUUCAAUGUGUUUCUGCAAGCGACAAAGAUUCUUGUACUACCAAAGGGAUUUCAAAGACAGCUUGUUUAUCAAUAACCACCGAACCUUGCUAUUGGGUAAAUGAUGAAUGUUCUCUAUUUGUUCCUGAUGAGUACACUAAUUAAUGUGAUAAUUUCACACAAACAAAUAGUCUGGCUUGUUAAUACAUAGACUAUUAAUAAUAGGCUUGCACCUAUGAUCCAAUACAUCAUGUUUGCUCCAAGAUUUACAGCAGAUAUCAGAAAUGUGUGCAACCAGGAUUAAAUAAGUAUGCUUGUCUGGGACUGUAAUAAGAGCCUUGUUAAUUUGUGAAUCACUAAUGUGCUCCAUUUACAAGCACAAGUUCAGUAUGCUAUGAAAUAGAAAAUGUAAACUCAUUGGCUUGUGCAAUUCAAGCUGUUUAGAAAUGUAAUUAUCACAAGGAUAUAUUCAGUUGUUAUGGAGUUCCACUGAGAAUACCUUGCAAUUCUCCAGGGAUCAAUAACAUAGCAUGUGGUUUACAAGAAAACUGUGUCUGGGAUAAUGACACCGCAUCUUGUCUCUAUAAGACUACUCCCAAUAUCAACAUGUGUUUUUCAUUAACCCAAGAUAGUUGUAUAUCUAAUCGCAGUUGCUAUUUAGCUAAUUCUGGAUGUCGAUUAAAGAGAUGCUUCGAUCUAAAUGAAGUGGAGUGUCUGAGUACAUUGUCUUUAAACAAUGAGACUUGUUAUUUGGAUAUAUCGAAUCAAUGCCAGAUUGCAAAGCAAUGUGAGGAUAUUGUACUACUUAAUGAAAAGCAAAAGUGUGACACCUUCUACUUUAAUUCAACUUCAUGCAUUCAAAUCAAUAAUUAUUGUGUUUCAUCAACAGCUCUUGAUUAGAUUUGCCCAUAGACAGAUUGCUCAAAGUCUUUUUGUGUUAAGGACAAUCACUUGUGUAGAGGUCCCGUUUGUUCUGACUUUGAUUAAAAUAGCUGUCCCAAGAACAAUUGUGCUUACAUCAAUGAAGCCUGUACAACAAUUACCACCUGCUCGGAUAUCAAUGAUUUCGAGAUAUGCAAUGUAAGUACUGUGAAUAAUCAAUAAUGUUCAUGGUAACCUUCCGCUUUGAGAGUUGGCCCCUAUCAUUGUACAAAUAAACCCUGCUAGUAAGUUUAAUAAUCAUAAAUAUAGUCUAUUUGGGUCCUCGUGGUAGUUUUGCUAAGGCAAUGAGAUGAAUGAUCAAACUUGCUUUGUAACUAAGUACGCUCAAUGUGAAUCAUGCGAAGAGCAGACAGAUCAGGCCACUUGUUUACAGUCGAAACUUUGCACCUUUACCAACAAUAAAUGUAAAUCUAUUUUGUGCAAGUAUUUUACAAACGAACAAAUGUGUGUAGCUUAAUCAAGAUGCUAUUGGAGUUCUGUGGAUUAGGUCUGUAGAAAGCAUUGCGAAAAGAUUGUUGAAAAAGAAUAAUGUGAUUCCAUCGAUUAUGAGUGCAAUUGGCAUUCAUUCAAAUACAUAUGCGAGAGUGGGGUUCAAUAAAAUCCGGAUCUCAGCUACUAUAUCAAUGACUAAGAUGUUAGUGCCAACAUCAUUAAAUUAGUUAUGAUCAUUUAUCUAUUUUAUUAUUGA